Teleopsis dalmanni is the source of this 753-nucleotide messenger RNA. Its product is annotated as proteasome subunit alpha type-5-like. Gene Ontology annotation, cellular component: proteasome core complex; proteasome core complex, alpha-subunit complex. The transcript has 2 exons. The coding region runs from base 87 to 704 and encodes 205 amino acids. NCBI's taxonomy places the organism in Eukaryota, Metazoa, Arthropoda, Insecta, Diptera, Diopsidae. The record is from RefSeq and is a predicted model, not a curated record.
AUAGCAUUUUGUUACACUAUAAGAAGAUAAUUGAUUACCGUAUCACAUUUUAUUUUAUGUAAUAUAAAUUAUAUUCCUAAAUACAAAUGCGGUGCAAUUAUUGCAAGACUCCUUAUGAGCGCGUCUCAUAUAAUAUUGGUACAAAUGCCGUGGGAGUUCUGACUAAAGAAGGCAUAGUUUUUGCAGUCGAAAAAGGUGUGAGUAUUCCGGACUUCUCAGCUAAAAGCAACAAAGUUUGGAAAAUAGAUAAAUUCCUUAUGUGCGCUGCGAGUGGACCAUACGUUGAGAUUCCUAAGGUGGUUGAGUAUGCCUGUUCCCAGUACGAUUGCACUGAACCCAAUCGUUGUUUCGCUAGGAAUUUGUACUUUCACGGUUUAGUAGAAAAAAGCAAUGUUUCUCUGCUGUUAGCUGGUUUAACUGUAGGAAUUAAAUCUGAUUUCUGGUGUGUUACUAAAAACGGUGCUUCAAAAUGCGACACAUAUUUUGCAAUUGGACCAAGAGCAGAGUGUGCUAACAAAUUCUUAAAGAAAAACUACAAAAAAAAUUUAACAUUAGACAAGGGUCUCGAUCUAGCUCUGCUAACAAUGCAAGAAACAUUGGGAAAUAUGUUCAACUCCUACAAUGUUGAGUUAGCACAGUUCACAAAAUGUGAUCUGAUUAACGUUCAGAGUCAUAUGGACAUUGAACGCCUUCUUAAGAAAUGAAAAACUAAUUAAAUUAUUAAUUACGAAAGGUUGGGGAAAAAUUCUUAAA